AUGUAUUUUGAAUGUCCUAACAAUGACACAAAAAUAGUAGAAGAUUGUUUUGUAAUAUGCACAAAUUUAAUACCAGGCACAGAUUACACAGGUGUUUUGAGUAUUAUUGAAUUACCUUACGUUGAUAUGCCAGGACAAACAUUUUCAGAUAAAUUAGAUAAUCAAUUAGCACGUUUGCGAAGUUCAUCUGAAGCAAAAAAACCGUGCCUCCGUAGUGCAACGAAAACAGCAUCACAAGUUAGUACAAAAGAAUGUAUUAGCAUGAAACAAACAUGUACUGCUGCUACAACUCCGACUGCUAUUAACUACAACCGCGGCAUGACACUAACUCAAACAUUUUUAACAACGUUUCUAUCAACAAUCGAAGAAAAUUCUAAACGAUCAAAACACCAUUAUAUGUAUAAUGACAAAAUAGUAACAUUUUCAAAAUCGUUACUAAUACUCGCUGAUCGUAAUGCAUACGAAUUUCUUCGCUUAAAUUUACAAUAUGCUUUACCAACGAUUCAAUCACUCAACAAAAAGUUAUGCUUUGUUGCACCAAUGGUAAAUGGUGAACCAGUUCCACAAGCAUAUCGAUGUACAGCAUUUGAACAAUUAGAAUAUUUAUAUCGAACAGUACCCCAAUCAACUUUAGUCAAUAUCCAUGUUGUACAACCAAUUACUAAUCUUACGACUUCAUCUAUUAUUUUAUCUGCCUAUGGCACAAAUAAUAAAAUCACAAGUAUAGAAAUUUUACAACGUUGGUUAAAUAUAUUUAAACAAUUUAUUUCACGGGGUAUACGAGUAGUAGGAUAUAGCACUGACGGCGAUCCAAAAUAUCUUAAAGCAAUGCAUAUUGACCAAAUCAAAUCCGAAGAAGCGACAAACAAUGAAAAUCGACUUAUAUUUCCAAUUCAUCAUAAAGUAAAAUGUUUAUUGCAGCAGAGCAUAUCAAUAUUGACGGACGAUGAUGAUUUUAAAAUAACAAGUUUAAAAGAUCUAAUUGAAAAAACUUUUAGAACUGCACAAACAAUGGCUGAAUAUGUUAAAAUGAAAGAAGUAUUAAUGGAAAAUAGUUGUUUUAAUUUGAAUAAAUUAUCAGAAUCAAUUAAACAACAGUUAUCAGCGCAUACUUUAAACGAAACACAAUUUUAA
Messenger RNA from Didymodactylos carnosus, 1134 nucleotides. The record is from the annotation of a GenBank genome assembly. Lineage: Eukaryota; Metazoa; Rotifera; Eurotatoria; Philodinida; Philodinidae.